Arachis stenosperma is the source of this 951-nucleotide messenger RNA. RefSeq lists its product as uncharacterized. The transcript is spliced from 4 exons. The record is from RefSeq and is a predicted model, not a curated record. Lineage: Eukaryota; Viridiplantae; Streptophyta; Magnoliopsida; Fabales; Fabaceae. The coding region runs from base 1 to 951 and encodes 316 amino acids.
AUGGGAGAUUUCAAUGAAAUUGUGCAUAUGGAGGAAAGAAAAGGGGAGACUAGCUUGUCAACAUCUUCUGAAGACUUCAGAGCAUGGAUAAAUGAUAUAGAGUUCGUGGACUUGAUGCUUAAUUAUCGCAAGUAUAUAUGGUUUAGAGGCCAGUCUUGUAAUCGUAUAGAUAGAAGCCUGCUAGGUAGAUGGCACAAGCAGCGCUUUGGGAAUAUACCUGAGAAGAUAAAAAAGUUUGAGGACGAGAUCAAGAGGAUGUUAUGGUUAGCAAUGGGAUCUCGACAUGCCAAGGAGAUGGACAGGAACACAAGAUAUUUUGACAAUAUUGCAUCAGUAAGAAGAAGGAAUAACCGGAUUGAGUCUUUAGUGAAUAAUGGGAGAUUGGUAAGGAAUUAUGCAAGAAUUAUGGUCGUCACUAGAGAUUUCUAUAGGAAACUAUACCAACAGAAAGCUUCGCCAAAUAUUAGCUUUCGAGAUGGUCUAGUCAAUCGGUUGGAGAUGGAAGAAGCUCAAGCGUUAGAGGUGUUACCGUCGGAGGAGGAAGUGGAGGACACAACGGCAAGGCUACCAGCAGAUUCUAAUGUUACUUGGGUAGAGCUGUCACUGAAAUUUGUAGGCGCAAAGGAGAUAAAUGAUCUUACACUAAUCAGUAUGGUUGGAUGCAUUUAUAAGAUGAUAUCAAAAGUGUUGACAAGAAGAAUGAGAAGCGUAAUGUCAGGCUUAGUUGGGGAAUCACGGAGUGCUUUUGUCAAGGGUAGGAGGAUACAUGAUGGAGCGUUGAUAGCAUGUGAAACUGUACAAUGGCUAAAACUGAAGAGGAAGGCGUCAGCAAUCAUCAAAUUGGACUUCCAGAAAGCCUAUGACAGAGUCAAGUGGAUCUCUGUUGAUAUUGGGGUAGAAAAGAUAGGGUUCAGUAGAAGAUGGAGUCCAUGGAACUCUAUGUUGUUGUAA